Molecule: messenger RNA, 1137 nt
Organism: Loxodonta africana (African savanna elephant)
Lineage: Eukaryota; Metazoa; Chordata; Mammalia; Proboscidea; Elephantidae
Gene: ARG2
Product: arginase 2
Exons: 8
Coding region: 73-1137 (354 amino acids)
Cellular component (GO): mitochondrion; cytoplasm
Molecular function (GO): manganese ion binding; arginase activity
Source: RefSeq, a predicted model, not a curated record
AGCGCGGGUGGGAAGCGAGUCGGCGGGCGCACGGAGCAGCUGCUGCUUCGGCGACUCUCUGCGCUGCGGAUCAUGUCUCUGAGCAGCAGUCUCCCGCGGUUCCUCCAGACGCAGGUCCAUUCCGUCCUGAAGAAGUCCGUUCACUCCGUGGCUGUGGUAGGAGCCCCCUUUUCAGGGGGACAGAAAAGAAAAGGAGUGGAAUAUGGUCCAGCUGCUGUAAGAGAAGCUGGCUUGAUGAAAAGGCUUUCCAACUUGGGCUGCCACCUAAAAGACUUUGGAGAUUUGAGUUUCACUCCAGUUCCCAAAGAUGAUCUCUACAACAACCUGAUAGUAAAUCCACGCUCAGUGGGCCUUGCCAACCAGGAACUGGCUGAGGUGGUUAGUAGAGCUGUGUCAGAUGGCUACAGCUGCAUCACAGUGGGAGGAGACCACAGCCUGGCAAUCGGAACCAUUAGUGGCCACGCCCGGCAUUGCCCAGACCUUUGUGUCAUCUGGGUUGAUGCCCAUGCUGACAUCAACACACCCCUAACUACUCCAUCAGGAAAUCUCCAUGGACAGCCAGUUUCAUUCCUACUCAGAGAACUACAGGACAAGGUACCACAACUCCCAGGAUUUUCCUGGCUCAAGCCUUGUGUCUCUUCUCCAGAUAUUGUAUACAUUGGUCUAAGAGACGUGGACCCUCCUGAACAUUUUAUUUUAAAGAACUAUGAUAUCCAGUAUUUUUCCAUGAGGGACAUUGAUCGACUUGGUAUCCAGAAGGUCAUGGAACAGACCUUCGAUCUGCUGAUUGGCAAAAGACAAAGACCAAUCCAUCUGAGUUUUGAUAUUGAUGCAUUUGAUCCUACACUGGCUCCAGCCACAGGAACCCGUGUUGCAGGGGGACUGACCUAUCGAGAAGGCAUGUACAUUAGUGAGGAAAUACACAAUACAGGGUUGCUGUCAGCACUGGAUCUUGUUGAAGUCAAUCCUCAGGUGGCCACUUCAGAGGAAGAGGUGAAGGCUACAGCUGGCCUGGCAGUGGAUGUGAUUGCUUCAAGUUUUGGUCAGACAAGGGAAGGAGGGCACAUAGUCUAUGACCAACUUCCUACUCCCAGUUCACCAGAUGAAUCAGAAAGCAAAGAACGUGUGAGAAUUUAG